GCUGUCCCCCGGGCGCUGCCGGCCCUUUGCGACCCCAGUCGCCUGGCGCACCGGCUUUUGGUGCUGUUGCUGAUGUGCUUCCUAGGCUUCGGCAGCUAUUUUUGCUAUGAUAAUCCUGCUGCUCUUCAGACUCAAGUCAAACGGGAUAUGCAGGUGAAUACCACAAGAUUCAUGCUGCUGUAUGCCUGGUAUUCUUGGCCCAAUGUAGUUUUGUGUUUUUUUGGUGGCUUUUUGAUAGACCGAGUAUUUGGAAUACGAUGGGGCACCAUUAUUUUUAGCUGCUUUGUUUGCAUUGGACAGGUAGUUUUUGCUCUGGGUGGAAUAUUUAAUGCUUUUUGGCUGAUGGAAUUUGGAAGGUUUGUGUUUGGGAUUGGUGGGGAGUCCUUAGCAGUUGCCCAAAAUACAUAUGCUGUGAGUUGGUUUAAAGGCAAAGAAUUAAACUUGGUGUUUGGACUCCAACUUAGCAUGGCUAGAAUUGGAAGUACAGUAAACAUGAACCUCAUGGGAUGGCUGUAUUCUAAGGUUGAAGCUUCGUUGGGUUCUGCUGGUCACACAACCCUUGGGGUCACACUUCUGAUUGGAGGUAUAACAUGUGUUCUUUCACUAAUCUGUGCCUUGGUUCUCGCUUACUUGGAUCAGAGAGCAGAACGAAUCCUUCAUAAAGAACAAGGAAAAACAGGUGAAGUUAUUAAGUUAACUGAUGUGAAGGACUUCUCCUUACCCCUGUGGCUGAUAUUUAUCAUCUGUGUCUGCUAUUACGUGGCAGUCUUCCCUUUCAUUGGACUUGGGAAAGUUUUCUUUAUAGAGAAAUUUGGAUUUUCUCCCCAGGCAGCAAGUGCUGUUAACAGUAUUGUGUAUGUCAUAUCAGCUCCGAUGUCCCCAAUAUUUGGGCUCCUGGUGGAUAAAACAGGGAAGAACAUCAUCUGGGUUUUGUGUGCAGUGGUUACCACUCUUGCUGCCCACAUCUUGCUGGCCUUCACGCUGUGGAAUCCUUGGAUUGCUAUGUGUCUCCUGGGAAUCUCCUAUUCGUUACUUGCCUGUGCAUUGUGGCCAAUGGUGGCGUUUGUAGUUCCUGAACAUCAGCUAGGAACCGCAUAUGGCUUCAUGCAGUCCAUUCAGAAUCUUGGGUUGGCGAUCAUUUCCAUUAUUGCUGGCAUGAUAUUGGAUACUCGGGGAUAUUUGUUUUUAGAAGUUUUCUUCAUUGCCUGUGUUUCUUUGUCACUUUUAUCUGUGGUCUUACUCUAUGUGGUGAAUCGUGCUCGAGGGGGGAACCUAAAUUAUUCUGCAAGACAAAGGGAAGAAGUAAAACUUUCUCAUGCUGAGUAA
Molecule: messenger RNA, 1326 nt
Organism: Puma concolor (puma)
Lineage: Eukaryota; Metazoa; Chordata; Mammalia; Carnivora; Felidae
Gene: MFSD1
Product: major facilitator superfamily domain containing 1
Biological process (GO): transmembrane transport
Cellular component (GO): lysosome
Molecular function (GO): transmembrane transporter activity
Source: RefSeq, a predicted model, not a curated record